CACCCCCCCCCCCCCCCCUACAUGCCUGCCUCUGGUAUUUGUAAGGCAUGAGUACUGUUUGUUGCUCACGUAGCCCCAAACUGCAUUGGCCACAUGCAGGAGAUGUAUAGGAAGUUUCAGGAGAUAUAGGGCUGGGAUCCUAUGUUUUCAAAGUAAAAAAUAUUCCAGGGGAAACAUACUUAAGGCAAGCGGAAAUUUCCCAAGAUAGCUCAGUGUACUGUCAAAGGCUUUCAUGUCCAGAAUCACUGGGUUGCUCUGAGUUUUCCAGGCUGUAUGGCCAUAUUCCAGAAGUAUUUUCUCCUAGCGUUUCGCCCACAUCUGUGGCAGGCAUCCUCAGAGGUUUUGAGAAUGAAAUAUGGCUGAGGACCCUCAGAGAAAUUUCCGAUCAGUAUAUUAUGAGAAAGUGGGAUUUCGUGGUGUUGAAGAAAAGAAGUCCUUGGAAAUCCUUCUGAAAGAUGAUCGGUUGGACAUUGAGAAGCUUUGUACUUUUAGUCAACGAUUCCCUCUCCCAUCCAUGUAUCGGACCUUGGUAUGGAAGGUACUUCUAGGAAUUCUUCCUCCUCACCAUGAAUCUCAUGCCUUUGUGAUGAAAUACCGAAAGGAGCAGUAUAGAGAUGUGUACCAUGCUCUCCGAGUAAUUCGUUUCAUCAAUGAUUCUACGCCGCAGGUGGAAGUUUUCCUCCGGAUAUAUCAGCUGGAGUCUGGGAAGCUGCCUCGAAAUCCAUCAUUCCCCUUGGAAUCUGAAGAACAGACGUUUCUGGCUAUUGCUAAAGCCAUGGAGGAAAUGGUGGAAGAUUCCAUUGACUGCUAUUGGCUUGUCAGUAGUUUUGUGAAUCAGUUAAGCAAUAAGUACAAGGAUUCUUUGCCCCAGCUGCCAAAACUUCUGGAACAGUACCUGAACCUUGAGGAUAGCAGACUCCUAACACACCUGAAAUCGUGUUCGGCAAUGGGCCAGCUGCCUUACAAUCUUUGGUUUAGAAGAUGUUUUGCUGGUUGUCUACCUGAAUCUAGUUUACAGAGAGUUUGGGAUAAAGUUAUUAGCGGCUCUUGCAAAAUACUCGUCUUCGUUGCUGUAGAGAUCUUAUUAACCUUCAAAAUGAAGUUGAUGGCCCUGAAUAGUGCAGAAAAGAUUGAAAUGUUUUUGGAAAAUAUACCUCAAGACAACACUGAUGCAAUUGUGAGCAAAGCUAUUGAGCUGUGGCACAAACAUUGCGGGACUCCUGCUCAUUCUGUCUGAGAUAAACUUUUCAACUGGCAUUUUACAUUACUACUGGACUUUUAAUUUUUUUAAAUUAUGUUUUUGGUGCAACUCUCUCCCCCCCCUCCCCCCCGAAUUCUCGAAUUAAAAGUAUUUAAAUAUUGGAAA
Messenger RNA from Anolis carolinensis (green anole), 1366 nucleotides. It is a transcript of the gene tbc1d7, whose product is annotated as TBC1 domain family member 7. Gene Ontology annotation, molecular function: GTPase activator activity. Bases 356 to 1237 code for a protein of 293 amino acids. The transcript is spliced from 8 exons. The record is from RefSeq and is a predicted model, not a curated record. Gene Ontology annotation, biological process: activation of GTPase activity; negative regulation of TOR signaling. NCBI's taxonomy places the organism in Eukaryota, Metazoa, Chordata, Lepidosauria, Squamata, Anolidae.